AUGAGGCUUCUAACUCACAACAUGCUCUCGUCGAACAUCAAAGGCGUGACCAACGGAUACCCUUUGAAAAUAGAGGUGGAAAAAGUGGUGCAAAGGGAGGUUGAGCAGAACCUGGACUUCCUCCGGAACAUGUUUGCCAAAGUUGAAUGGAAGGCACUAGUGGAUGCUUCUAGAACCUUAGGCUAUUCCGAGCUUCCCGACGAGGCAGAGCCCACAAUGCUCGACUCGGAUGAUUUUCUACGCAAGUUCCACCAUGCCCUUCUUGAGCUUCAUCUCGAGGAAGGCGCGUUGGUUUGUCCCGAGACGGGCCGUAAAUUCCCUGUCAACAAAGGGAUCCCAAAUAUGUUGCUCCAUGAGGAUGAGGUUUGA
Molecule: messenger RNA, 369 nt
Organism: Striga hermonthica
Lineage: Eukaryota; Viridiplantae; Streptophyta; Magnoliopsida; Lamiales; Orobanchaceae
Source: the annotation of a GenBank genome assembly